UGUCAGCUGUCAGUAGCCGUCAAUUUCCCUUCCUUACUUCCUUUUAGUCAUUAAAUUAUUUUCGAGAUAGUAUUUUUAUCUUAGUAGUACACUAUUGCCAUGAUUUCUUUUUGUACUUUGGUCAUGAUUUAAAUUAAAGUGUAAUUUAAGAAAUUAGUCUUCUAAUACAGGAUAAUGGUUGUUAUACAAGAUAAUAAGAUGGAUUUCGAAGCUAUAGGUGAUCAAGAAUUGGGCCUUGAUAAGCCUCCUAAAUUAGGCCUAAAAUUAUUAUUAAACCAUAAAUUUCCUAUUAAAAGUAAACAAAUAAUUAUACCCAGACCUAAGCAAAUGUUUGAAAUGAUGCCACUUACAGCAAGGUAUCUAAAGUAUUAUGUAGGGAAAAGAAUACAGAAGAAACGUCCAAUAAUGGACUAUGUAAAUAUGAUUUCAGCACAAAGGAUGUAUGGUUGUCCUAUAGGUGGUAUAGGAGGUGGUACAAUUGGCAGAGGGUUUAAAGGUGAAUUCUGUCGAUUUCAACUGUUCCCUGGUAUAUAUGAAUAUGUAACAGUACCAGAAUGUCAGUUUAUUGUUAACAUAAGAGAUGCCAAAAAUGAAACAAUAUAUCAAUCUGUUUUAUCAACUUAUAAGAAACCAAAAAAGGCACCUGCAAGUUGGGAAUGGAAUCUAAAAGGUUCAGAUUGUGAAUACACAGCCCUGUACCCUCGAGCAUGGACAACAUAUGACUUGUCUAAAUAUGGAAUUAAAUUAGUCUGCAGACAAAUAUCACCUGUGAUACCUCAUAAUUAUAAGGAUAGCAGCUUACCAUGUGCAGUAUUUGUGUUUUCUGCGACCAAUGUGUGUGAGGAGCAUCGUGAUGUGAACAUUACAUUUACUUGGACUGAAGUUUUAGGAGGUCCAAACAAAAAGAAGAAUAUUGGUAAACUAGAUUUAGAAAGAUAUUCAGAAGAAUAUAGUUGUGGUGUAACUUUGGAGCAGAAGGUAGCAGACAUUACGUGCGCCUUUACCAUCGCUAAACGGAAAUGUGAGAACGAAUCCAUUCACCAAGGUUACUGUUUGUGGAAUUCUACGAAAACUUCUUCAUAUGUAUGGGAUUGUUUGAAGAAGAAUGGCAAACUACAACCCGAUCCGAGUCUCACUCCGUCGCCGCCAAAUGUGAACGAUAAAAAAACAGAGGCCGAUAAUAAAAAUAAAAAGAAAGAAAAACCUCAGAAAAUUUAUAAAUGUGAUUCUCUAGGGCUCUCUAGUUGUAUAAGUCUGGACCCCGGAGGAGUGGGUUCAACAGAAUUUGCACUUGUCUGGGACAUGCCUGUGAUAAAGUACAAAAAUGAUAAGAAAACACAUAAAAGAUAUUAUACAAAGUACUUUGGUAGCGAUGCAAUAGCCGGAGCCAGCAUAGCUGCUUACGCUUUAAGAAAUUACGAAAACUGGGAAAAACAAAUUGCUGAAUGGCAGGAUCCAAUUUUGUCAAAUAGCAACAUCCCAGACUGGUUGAAAAGUGCCUUAAUGAACGAGCUUUAUUUUGUCGCUGAUGGAGGAACUAUUUGGUUUGACGUCCGAGAUGAAUAUCCUGAAACAGAUCCUAGGCAUGAAUUUGGCGUUUUCGGAUACUUGGAAGGUCACGAGUACAGAAUGUACAACACAUAUGAUGUACAUUUCUACGCAUCUUUUGCGAUAGCACAACUCUGGCCAAAUUUACAGGUUGUCCUGCAGUAUAUGUUCCGAGAUUCGAUAGCUUUGGAGACGGCGAAAUGCAGACAAUCUCUAUACGAUGGGAAGUCUGUUAAAUUUAAGAUCAAGGACUCCAUUCCGCACGAUUUGGGCGACCCAGAUGUGAGAUUUGCUAACAAAUUAAGGCUCAAGUGUAAAGCUCUACAAAGUUCAGUCGACAGAUAG
Messenger RNA from Papilio polytes (common Mormon), 1893 nucleotides. Its product is annotated as non-lysosomal glucosylceramidase-like. Lineage: Eukaryota; Metazoa; Arthropoda; Insecta; Lepidoptera; Papilionidae. The record is from RefSeq and is a predicted model, not a curated record. The coding region runs from base 175 to 1893 and encodes 572 amino acids. Gene Ontology annotation, molecular function: beta-glucosidase activity. The transcript is spliced from 12 exons.